Messenger RNA from Cajanus cajan (pigeon pea), 3098 nucleotides. It is a transcript of the gene LDL2, whose product is annotated as LSD1-like2. The record is from RefSeq and is a predicted model, not a curated record. Lineage: Eukaryota; Viridiplantae; Streptophyta; Magnoliopsida; Fabales; Fabaceae. Gene Ontology annotation, molecular function: oxidoreductase activity; protein binding.
UUCAGUUAUUCCUGGUUUUGUUUACCUUCUUACCCUUCCCAUGGUUACAGGUCGUGACUCCUGAGAAGAAGAGCCUUCACGUCCAAUCACUAAAAAACAUGAUGUGAAACGGUUACAAAAAAAAUUUGAAGCCUAAAUAAUUGUUGUAGCUAGCCUCGUGUUAAUAGGGAUUUUGAGUUUAAUGUUGGUUGUUUUUGGUGAACUCUGCGUACUCUUUUGUUCAAAUCUAGCGUAGUUUGCAUGUGGUUUUGUGAGAAGAGUUGAAUAUUAGGACAGGCACGUUGUUGGGGUUGGGGUUGGGAUUUUGUGUGGGCCCUUUGGAAGAAAUGAUGGAAACACCGUCUUCGAAUGGAUCAGUUUCGAAGCGUUCGCUGAGGAGGAAGGUGAAUUUGCGGAACUAUGAUGAGGAUCUGAUGGAUGAGUUGUUUGAGAAGCAGUUGGGAGGUGGUUUGAAGAAGAGGAAUAGGACCAAAGAGGAUAUGGAGAAGGAGACUGAGGUCGAGGCCAUGAUUGCGAUUUCGCUUGGUUUCCCCAUUGAUGCUUUGCUUGAGGAGGAGAUUAGAGCUGGGGUUGUGAGGCAGUUGGGUGGGAAGGAGCAGAAUGAUUAUAUUGUUAUAAGGAAUCAUAUAUUGGCUCUGUGGAGGGGGAAUGUGAGGUUGUGGUUGAGUAAGGGGAUGAUUAGAGAAACUGUGAGUAAUGAGUAUGAGCAUUUGAUUAAUUCUGCUUAUGACUUCCUUUUGUGUAAUGGAUAUAUAAAUUUUGGGGUUUCACCAUCGUUUAUGUCUCAGUUGCCUGAGCCGACUGAAGGGACUGUGGUUGUUAUUGGUGCUGGCCUUGCUGGGUUGGCAGCAGCGAGGCAGCUCCUAUCAUUUGGUUUCAAGGUUGUGGUUUUGGAAGGCAGGAGCCGGCCUGGUGGUCGAGUUUAUACUCAGAAGAUGGGGCGCACGGGUAAAUUUGCCGCCAUUGAUCUUGGCGGGAGUGUUAUCACUGGCAUUCAUGCUAACCCUUUAGGGGUUCUGGCUCGACAGCUUUCUAUACCACUUCAUAAAGUCAGAGAUAAUUGCCCUUUAUAUAAGCCAAAUGGGGCACCGGUUGAUCAGGAAAUGGAUGCAAGCGUUGAAUUCGUAUUUAAUAGGUUGCUUGACAAAGUUAUGGAGUUGAGGCAAAUUAUGGGUGGGUUUGCAAGUGAUACCUCCCUUGGUUCAGUCUUGGAGACUCUCAGGCGUUUGUAUAAUGUGGCCCGAAGUACUGAUGAGAGGCAGUUGCUUGAUUGGCAUCUUGCGAAUUUGGAAUAUGCAAAUGCUGGGUGCCUCUCAAAUCUUUCAGCAGCCUAUUGGGAUCAGGAUGAUCCUUAUGAAAUGGGUGGUGAUCACUGCUUUCUUGCUGGAGGCAAUUGGAGGUUGAUUAAAGCUUUAUGUGAAGGAGUUCCUAUUUUUUAUGGAAAAACCGUUAACACUAUCAAAUAUGGAAAUCAGGGUGUUGAGGUUAUUGCUGGGGACCAAGUCUUUCAAGCAGAUAUUGUCUUAUGCACUGCCCCUCUUGGAGUUCUGAAAAAGAAGGCCAUCAGUUUUGAACCCGAAUUACCUGCAAGGAAACUGGCAGCAAUUGAGAGGAUGGGGUUUGGGCUGCUGAACAAAGUUGCUAUGGUUUUUCCUUAUGUGUUUUGGGGGGAAGAUCGAGACACGUUUGGAUGUCUCAAUGAAUAUACUCAUCAACGUGGGGAAUUUUUCCUAUUUUACAGUUACCAUACAGUUUCUGGAGGUCCAGCACUUCUUGCACUGGUGGCUGGUGAAGCUGCACAAGCCUUUGAAUCCACAGAUCCUUCCAUUUUGCUCCAUCGGAUUUUGACUGUUUUAAAAGGAAUAUUUCAUCCUAAGGGCAUCAUUGUUCCUGAUCCAAUACAGUCAAUUUGUACAAGAUGGGGCAGCGAUCCCUUUUCUUAUGGUUCAUACUCUCAUGUUAGUGUGAACUCAUCCGGCAAUGAUUAUGAUAUACUUGCAGAAAAUGUGGGGAACCGGCUGUUCUUUGCUGGUGAGGCCACAAGCAGGCAAUAUCCAGCAACUAUGCAUGGUGCUUUCUUGAGUGGCUUGAGGGAAGCUUCACGCAUUUACCGAUCAGCCCGGCUUCAGCAAAACAAUCCUAGGAAGUUCAUGACAAAGAAUAUUGGACCAAACAAUGAUGUACUGGUUGAUUUAUUCAAGAGGCCUGAUUUGGAAUCUGGGAAAUUUUCUUUCAUAUUUGAUUCUUCAUCAGAAAACCUGCAGUCAAUGGGGCUUCUGCAAGUCACUUUUGGUGAUGCUGAAGAAAGUUACAAGGAGCUGUUAAACAGCUACCCAAAUUCCAUAAAGUUGCCAUUGCAGCUUUACACUAUAAUAUCUCGUGAACAGGCGCAGAAGCUACAACAAAUUGAGGGAGGGGAUGAAAGCAGGUUAUCAUUUUUGGUAAAAAGCCUUGGCUUGAAGCUUAUGGGGUCAAAUGCUUUGUACAAUGCAGGUAACUCAUUAAUAGCAACUAUUGCUUAUUCGCGAAAAGGGCGGGGGAGGAACCGCAUGAUUACCUGGUAAUACCAUGUCCUGAAGAGACAUCAGUUUGUGCAUCAUGUGUUGAAUUGAAACCUUGUGCUAUAGACACCCUUACAAAAGAAUUGCUCGAAAUGAGCAUGCCUUUUCUUUUCUGCUUCUGGGGUGCAAAAUCUGUAAAUAACAUAGACUUCUGUAGAUCAUUGAUUUGUUGCGAGAGACAGAAGUUAGUGAGAUAAUUUACUUUCAGAAGGAAAAUCUUCAGUCUCACUUUGAGAUCUUCAGUCAUAGAUCAGUUAUGUAACCACAGGAAAAUUAGUUGAAAUUUGAAGACAGAUAUUGGUAGUUAGUCCAAGAGGGGUGAAGAAUUAGUAUACAGAGGGGUACAAUGCCCCCUAUUGUAUCAUUUAUCCAAAUUUGUGCUCAUGUAGAAGUAUGUAGAACUAGAAGUACUUACCCAUACCCCACCCCAUAGAGGACAUUGCUGUUUCUAUUCCCCCCCACCCCUUCCUUUUUUCUGGAGGGCCUUUGUGCCUCACUUGUACUUGUAUUAUAUCAUAUAAUUCUUUCUUUAAUUCC